Molecule: messenger RNA, 292 nt
Organism: Funneliformis caledonium
Lineage: Eukaryota; Fungi; Glomeromycota; Glomeromycetes; Glomerales; Glomeraceae
Source: the annotation of a GenBank genome assembly
GACGAUAAUAAUGCAUUGAUCGGUGCAAAAGAUGAUAAUAAUGUAUUGGUCGGUACAAAGGGUAAUAAUAAUGCAUUGGUUAGUACAAAGGAUGAUAAUAAUACAUUUGCUAAUACAAGAGAUGAUGAUUCAUCGGCUGGUAUAAAAGACGAUAAUUUAUUAGCUAAAGGUGAUUCAGAAACAGGCUUUUUAGAUGAUUGGGACGUUGAAAUAAAUAGUUUAAAUUUGAUGGAAACAUCACGUCAAGAAUUAGAAGAAAGUGUAGAUAAUGAUAUUCAAAACAAUAACAAUU